AUGGCUUCGACAAAGGCAGCCCGUUUGGGCGAGGAGACGCGGGUGGACAAGGUCAGCGCUGAGCUGGUAACCCUCACAUAUGGCACCAUCGUUGCUCAGCUGUGCAAAGACUACGAGUUCAACUACGUGGAGGUCAACAAACAGCUGGACCGGAUGGGCUACAACAUCGGGCUUCGUCUGAUUGAGGAUUUCCUGGCAAAGUCGAGUGCGCCAGCCUGCUCCAACUUCCGUGAAGUUGCGGAGAUGAUCUCAAAGGUCGGAUUCAAGAUCUUCCUGAACGUAACUCCCACGAUCACGAAUUGGUCAAGCGACAACAAGCAGUUCUCCCUUAUCUUCGACGAAAACCCGCUCGCCGACUUCGUGGAGCUGCCGGACGACGGCCGGGCACAGGACGAGCUCUGGUUCUCGAAUAUACUUGUGGGAGUCUUGCGUGGAGCGCUCGAGAUGGUACACAUGCAGGUGGAGGCACACUUCAUCAGCGACGUCCUUCGAGGCAACGACAGCACCGAGAUGAGGAUAUCGCUAAUCCGCUACAUCGACGACGAGAUGCCGCCAGACGACGAGUGA
This is a messenger RNA of Trematosphaeria pertusa, 567 nucleotides long. Its product is annotated as trafficking protein particle complex subunit 3. The transcript has 4 exons. Gene Ontology annotation, biological process: endoplasmic reticulum to Golgi vesicle-mediated transport; intra-Golgi vesicle-mediated transport. NCBI's taxonomy places the organism in Eukaryota, Fungi, Ascomycota, Dothideomycetes, Pleosporales, Trematosphaeriaceae. Bases 1 to 567 code for a protein of 188 amino acids. The record is from RefSeq and is a predicted model, not a curated record. Gene Ontology annotation, cellular component: cytosol; cis-Golgi network membrane; TRAPP complex.